AUGUCAGCUUCUUGGACACCUGGUCCGAUGUCUGCUGUCAGUUCAAGUACCAGACCACCAUCUCCUCGUAGCCAAGAGACACCUCCGUCUGCUUGCAAAAGCACGGAGCGGAGGCACCAACAACUUGACAUCACAGCAGAAAACGCAGAGGCUGCUUCGGAGUAUAAGUUUCGUAAAGAUGAAAAUGGUGUUAGUGCAGGAGUUGGGUACAUUACUGAAGCUCUUAUAAAAGGUCUGUCAAAACAGAAAAAUUUGGCAUGUAUAAGCUCGCUGAAUCUUUCUUCCCCAAAGGAUGCGAACAAGAAAUUUAAGUACAUAAAAAAUUUGGAAAAGUGCUCUAACCUAGAGACACUAAAUCUUAGUAACAACCAAAUAGAGAAGAUUGAGAAGUUGGAUAAAGUGAUGAAGUUGCGUGAACUCAAUUUGUCUUGUAACAAAAUCAGUGAAAUUGAAGGUAUAGAGCAUAUGCAGAAGCUACAAAAGCUGAACCUUGCCGGGAAUGAGAUUGAGCAUAUUCCUGUGUGGGUAGGGAAGAAACUGACAUCCCUGCGCAUCCUUAAUUUGAAACAGAAUAAAGUAUCAUCACUCCAUGACAUAGCUAAACUAAAGCCUCUGCAAGAUCUGACCUCUCUAUUCCUUGAUGAUAAUCCAGUUGUAAGUCUGCCUCACUACCGCUUGUACACCAUAUUCCACUUGCGAGCACUGGAGAACUUGGAUGGACAGCCAGUGACAAAUCAUGACAGGCAGGAAGCUCUAGAGAGGUUUAAUUCAGAAGAGAGAGAAAAAUUAGAAAGAGAAUUGGAAAACACAGUAAAAGAGAUGGAGAACCUUAAACUUAACCAGUCGAAAGUGCUUGAGCAACUUCACCGUCAAGAUGAGGUCAACACAUCAUUACAAGAAAAGACUUUGCAACAGAAGCAAAUCUGUGAAGACCUACGAAGGGACCUGGCCAGCAAAAAUGAAUUGUUAAAGCAGAAGACAAUGGAGCUAACCCAAGCUUGCCAGAAGCAGUAUGAAUUGGAGCAGGAUCUGGCGUUGUACAAGAUUGAUGCAAAAUUUGAGCCAUUAAAUUAUUUUCCAUCACAGAUAUCACAGGCCCAGAAGGAAGAUCUUCAACAGCAAUUGAGUGAAAAGAUACAAACCGUGCAUCAGCUACACGAGGCAGCUUUAGAACUGCAAAAGCAAAUGGAGAAACAGCAAAGAGAAGCAGCCGAAAUCCAGAAAGAGCUUGCAGACGUGCAGAGUUAUCUUGCUUCUGUAAAUCCUGAAGACCCAAGACAUGCUCACAUGAAAGCUCAAAAAGCGAGUAAAGAACAGCAGUUUGAUGUAAUGAACAAACAUUAUAAAAAGCUUGAGAGUCGCCUGGAGGAAAUGCUCUCUAGGAUUGCUAAGGAAACUGAGGAAAUCAAGGACUUGGAGUGGCAGCUCACUGAUGGUCAAAUAGCAACAAAUGAAGCACUGAAACGGGAUUUAGAAAGUAUUAUCAUUGGAUUACAGCAAUACCUGGAAAGCAUUAAGUGUCAGGCAAAACAGGCCAAUGAUGAAUGUAAGGAGUUGCAGAAGGAUAAAGAAUCUUUGCUACAAAGAUUGGCAGAUCUAGAGGAGGAAAGAAACAACCUGGAAAUAGUUGCCAUGGAUGCAGAAUGUAUGAGAAAUGAAAUUGCAAUUCUAGAGAGUGCACUCCAAGAGCAGCGAGAAAUAAAUGAAUCACUUAAAGAUGCACAAGGGGAGAUCACUGCCUAUGAGGCUGAACUGGAAACCCAGCUAAGAGAGAGAGACGCUGAAGCCAGUCAGCAAAAAGAAGAAUUGGAAAGACUGAAACAACUGAGCCAGGUAAGAACAGAGCUCUUGUGCUGCCAAAGGGAUAAUACACCCCUGGACAAGGGACAACCAAACUUUCCUUCAUACCACAUCUCCAGUGUUGCCUUGCAAAUAAUUGGAGACAAUAAUCUCCUGAAACGACAGCUUGAAGGUCAUCAGAAUCAGCUAAAGAGAGUGGUUGAUAACUUAAUUCAUCCUGAGGAAGUCUUAGUUCGUGUAAAUGAACUCAAGCAAAACCUUCAGACAGGAGCUGGAGAGAUUAAAUGUCAGAAUUCAGCUGAUGUUUUAGGGAAAAGCCUUGCAAAUCUGCAGAAAGAAUUUAAUGACAUCCUUGCUGAUGCUAAGAGAGAAAAAGAGGAAGCGUGGGCUAGACAGAGACAAUUGCAGGAAGAAAUGGUAUCCCAGCAGGAAAAACUGGAAGAAGUAGAGGAGAAUUAUAGACAGGUUAAAGCUGAAAACAGGCAGAAUAAGAACAAGGUCGAUCAGUUAGAGAAUGAAAUUCAACAUUUACAUGAAAAAAUAAAGAGCAUGGAAGAAAUUCAGGGCCUUGCUGAUCAACAGCUCCAAGAGGCAAAUGAAGAGAAAAAGACUAUUCUUGCUCAACUGGAAGAUUUAGAGAAAAGGGUAGGAAUGAAAGAUGCCAUGGCACAAAUGCAGUUUGUCAGUCUAGAAAAAGAGCUGAAGGAAUUAAAGAGAGCAAGCAUCACUUCGGAUAGACUGGCAGCCACAGAGCUCUCCACUGCUAAAAAUGAGCUAAAGGCUCUUCAUGGGACUGUUCUCAGAAGUAAUCAAGAGCGAGCUGAGGAGACUGAGGAAGCCGAAGAGUUUUGCGCUGAGGCAGCUCGUGCAGCUCAGGAUCUUGCCAGAGCAGAAGCAGAAAUAGAGUUGUUACAACAGCUCCUCAAAGAGAAGGAAGAACAAUUUCAGCAUGAAAUGGAGAAAGCUGGGGAGAACGCUGGUGCGUCAAGCUCUCGGAAGUUUGAAAUUGAUAAACUAAAUGAAGUAAUAGAACAACAAAAAGCAGAAAUUGACCGAUUAAGAUGGUUGUUGGAUAGCAUUGGGACAGGUAACCAAGAUGAAAUGGACAACUUACAGGAAGAAACUGCAGCACUCGAAAAUGUACUUUCAUACCAGAAUGAUUACAUCACCAGUUUAGCAGAUCCGUUGAAAAGAAGGGGAUACUGGUAUUACAUGCCAUCAUCGCAGGUUUCCACUCCUGCUUCCCGCAGCACAAAAAAUUCUGGAGUUUCUUUACUGUGUUCUGGCACAUCCCCACUCAGAAGAGGGUGUGGCCAGGACAGGCAGUGCAGGAAGGAAGAUUUGUGCAGUCAAGGAGGAUGCUGCGUUUAUUCACCAAUCGGAAAUAGGUUGUACAGAACUAAUUCUGGUAAAGAUAGAAGAGUGAAAGAAGAUAGUGAAGAAAACAAAGAAACUCGUGUUCCCAAAGACCCUCCCUUUGUACCACCACCUGGUACAGUUAUUUACACAGUCCUUCCAGAUGGUGCCCCUGUACCUCAGGGAACUGUGCUUUAUGGCCCUCCUCCUCCUGCAGCAAGCGGAGUUCCGAUUGCUCCUGGAUCUGUUAUCUAUGGCCCACCUCCGGUGGGAGCCCAGGUUGUUUAUGGCCCUCUUCCUCCAAACUUCACGGUCCCGCUCGUUCCUGUUGGAGUGCUUCACUGCAAUGUGCCUGAACAUCAUGAUUUGGAGAGUGAAGUCUCAAGGCUAGAAGACACUGUGUAUUAUUUAAAGUCUCAGAAAUACAAAGAUAAAGAGUCAGAGGCAGCUGAGCAGAAAUGCAAAAAAGAGGUGGAAAAAUUGCAUCAAAACUUUGAAGAACUCCUGCAUGAAAGAGAAGAGUUGGAACACAAAAUAGCAGAGCUACGAAGAGCAGCUGAGAAACAUAACAAACGCAAGGACUUUACUGAAGGGUAUACUGGCAACCUUAUUGCAGAACUGCAGUUAGAAAAGUCUCUUAAACAUCAUGAAGAUAUUGCAGAUAAAAUUGAAUGUCUAGAGAAGACUCUGCUGAAGCGACGAGCAGAGCUUAGAGAGGCAGAUAGGCUACUUUCAGAAGCUGAAGUGGAACUUGAGAGCACACGGGGGAAAACUAAAGACACUGUUCAAAAGUACAAUCGUGCCAAACAGCGUUUGUCCCGUACUGAAACCGAGGCAAAGGAGCUAGAGCGAAGGGCUCGGGAAAUGGCCGUUGAACUUGUGAAAGCAGAACGGCAAUUAAGGUUAUUACAGACAGAUACAAGGGACUUGGAACAGUGUAAGAGGGAACAAGAAGGUGUUUUGGAGGAAAUCAACAAAAUGGUGGCUGCAAGGGACUCUGAGUUCCAGUCGUUAAACCAGAAGGUAGAAGUGCUAACUGAAAGUCUUCAGAAGCUUCAAGGAGAUAUUAAAGUUGCAGAAGGUAAUAAAGAACAUCACCUCCAGAUCCUUAGAGAAGCAGAAAACCUUCUUCAAGGCAAGAAAGCUGAACUGGAAAGAUUAAAAGAUCAGAUGAUUGCUCAGCAACAAGAGUUCCUGUUUCUGGAGCAACAGUUAAAUCAAAGGAAGGAAGAUCUCCGUGUCCUUCAAGACUCUAUUUCUCAAAAGAAGGGUGAAUUUGAAGAAGCUCUUCGAGAUGGAGAGACUGAAGCAAAUGAAAAACUACGCCAAAUCAGAGAAAUAAAACUACUUCUGGAAGAGCUUAAUGCUGAGAGGAAAGAACUGGAUGUCCAGAUUAAUGAGAAAAGAGCACAGCUUUCCUUCAUAAAGAAGGAUAUUGGAAAAGGGGAAGAAAAUCUCCACGAAAUACUUGGGCAAAUUACCAAGCACAAGAUAGAACUGAAACAUGCACUGGAAAUGCUGGAGCUUGAAAAUAAGGAUCUUCAAGGUCUGAAAGUACAACAUGACCGAAAGGUCAAUGAGCUAGAAAAGACUCAGGUUGCAGUUCUAGAAGAGAAGUUAAAAUUGGAGAAUACUGAGAGAUUAUUCCAGUGUCAGCAACGGGAAGUAGAUUGGCAGGAACAACUACUUCAGAAAGGCCGUCAAGAAAAUGAACAUCUGGUUUCUCAAAUGCGCACUCUGCAAAACAAUAUUGAGUCUUUGAAUAAAGAAAAGGAAAAGCUUGAAGACGACUGUCAGAGUUUGGAAAAGAAGUUGUCACAAACCAGAAGAGACUUAACUGCUGCUGAAGACAGCAGCAGAACUGCAUUGUCCAAUGUGGAAAAAAUGGAAUUGGAUGUUACAAACCUGCAGCAGGAGGUAGAUCUACUGAACAAACAGAAAAAAUCACUGGAUGGAGACAUUAUCGUUGUGCAGAAGGAUCUUCAAGAAAAAAAGGAAGAACUAGAAACACUGAAAGGAGAACUAAAUGACUCCAGGCAACAACUUCAGCUGGUAGAACAGGAUUUGGAAAAUCAUAAAAGGCAUCAGGAUGAGUUGCUUAGAGAGCAGGCAGCCCUGAGAGAAGAUAUCCUAGAGUAUUUAAAGAAACAUGAGGAUUGUCAAGAGAGACAGAAAAAGAGAGAGAACCAAUUGCAGCAGCUCGAGAAAGAGAUUGAAGAGAGAGAAACAGAAGUAGCCAAACAAGAAGCGAUUCUUCAUCACCUCAAGGAAAAUUCAGAGCGUGAAGGAAAAAAACUGGAAGAAUGUACUGCCAAAGUGAAAGAUCAGAAAAUACUAUUGGAAAAGGAGCUAACAGAUCAACAGAAGAAACAGGAGCAGGCAGUAGCGAAAGUAAGGCUGGCAGAAGAAAACCUCAGGAAGCUGGAAAAGGAGUCCCGAUAUGCAGCACUUGAAGAAGCUGUCAGACAAAGCAAACGUCAGCUCUCAGAAAAAGAAUUGCACUUAAACCAGAAAAACAGAGAAACACAGUCGCUUCAGAAAGAACUGGAAGUCUCCAAGUCUGAGCUAAGCCGUCUCCAAGAUCAGAUAGCAUCGGAGAGGAAAGAAGCAGAAAAACAGAUGUUGAGUCUGAAAGAAGCAAUGACAGUGCAGAGGAUGCAGCUUGAAAGAAAACUCCUUGAGCAAAAGCAUGAGAAUAACUGUUUGCAGAGUGAUACAGCAGCUGCUGAAGAAGCAGCACACAGAAACCAUGAACAAGCCAAGCGCCUUGCUAAGGACCUGGGCCAGAUCCAGCAGGACUACAUGGACCUCCACAGCCAGGUCAGAACUCAAGGAGACCCGGAAAAGAGACAAAAGGAAAUGGAGAACGCAGCAACGUUGCUUAAACUGGAGGCUGAAAGUGAAGUUAGGAUGGGGUUUAAAUAUUCACGCCCAUCUUCUCUGGAACCGUUGGGACGCUUGGAAGCAUCUUCUGAGGGAAGUCUGCAGUGUGGAUCUGGUAACUUCAAGGAGACGGGACUGUUUGCUGCUGCUGACAAAGGACUCCUCUCGCUGGAAGGAAAGUUGAAUUUUUCUCAAGUCUUCUCAAAGGAUGAACAGUGGCGUGGAGAGGUGCUCCGAGAAAAACUGCAGCGUCACGAAGACCAGCUAAAGGUUCGGCUCGAGCUGCGCAUGUCCAAGCAGGCAGAGGUAUUGAUGAGAGGAAAACGGCAAAUGGAAGGCACCCUGCAGAGCCUGAAGCGGCAGGUGGAUGUGCUGGAUGACCUGGUCAGCAGCAUGUCUGCAGAGCCGCUGUUCCUAGGCUAAAGCACCAGUCUAGGGUCUCUUCACAAUGCUGUGAAUCUAACUCAGGGUGCUCUGACGGGCCUGGCCGGCGGCCCCAGCAGGCUGGCAGGUAUUUCAGUGAGGCCUCAGAUGCUGCGCUCCUGCUCCCGGGGAACUUCUUGGUGA
Messenger RNA from Opisthocomus hoazin, 6606 nucleotides. The record is from RefSeq and is a predicted model, not a curated record. NCBI's taxonomy places the organism in Eukaryota, Metazoa, Chordata, Aves, Opisthocomiformes, Opisthocomidae.